Messenger RNA from Staurois parvus, 306 nucleotides. The record is from the annotation of a GenBank genome assembly. NCBI's taxonomy places the organism in Eukaryota, Metazoa, Chordata, Amphibia, Anura, Ranidae.
CAGAAAGAACAGUCAAAAUGCAGGCAGGGCAGAGGACAAAGCAGCAGGGACAAAAUAAAAUGACAGUUUCUAACAUUUUUAAAUUUGCCGCCAGUUCCAGCCCACAUAAGUCCCGUACGUCCCGACGCUUGCAAGGACCAGGACAUGGAAGCCGGAUGCCGGCAUCGGUCAGAGGAGAUGGCCGGGGAUGCUGCAGGGGAUGCAUCGUGGGAGCGAAGGACAAAGUAAGCGCUGCAGGGAAUCCCUGAGCAACGCCGCAUGGUAAGCCCGAGUGUAGCUCGGGGAUACCGCUUUUGGUACUGAAAU